Molecule: messenger RNA, 759 nt
Organism: Aspergillus glaucus CBS 516.65
Lineage: Eukaryota; Fungi; Ascomycota; Eurotiomycetes; Eurotiales; Aspergillaceae
Exons: 2
Coding region: 1-759 (252 amino acids)
Source: RefSeq, a predicted model, not a curated record
AUGUCGGCAAAUGAUACACGACCAUGUUACUUCCCUGACCGUACUAAGGCCUCAGAUAGCACGCCCUGCUCAUCAAAAGAGCACACCCAUUGUUGCGGCACGACCGACAUCUGCCUAGAUAAUGGCUACUGCUUGAGCAUCGCCCACCAGCCCUGGGUCCUAUCACGGGGGUCUUGCACAAACCAGAACUGGGAUUCUGGGUGUCCUGAACGAUGCGUCGGCGAAAACGACAACAAAGGCGGCGGCUGCUCAAUCGUCAACCUCGAAUUCGCAGACGAUGAGGGCAAAUCAACAUAUUGCUGCGGUAAUCCAGUCAGUGGCAGUGGCACCACCGCGGUGUGUCCGACCGAGAGCCAAUUCACCCUAGAAGACGCACAGGCAGUACCCGGCUACGCCCUCCUCAGCAAUCUAUCCAACUUCUACGUAUCCGGCUCAGCGCCAUCAUCCUCCGCAACACCCUCGGUCCUCCCAGCUCCAACAAUGUCAUCAUCAGAUAGCGACGAUGGCGGUACAUGUCACGACACAGCGAUCGGAGCCGGCGUUGGUGUUCCGCUGGGGGUAAUCGCCCUGGCAUCUCUAGCAUGGGCAUUCUUCGAGCGGAAGCGCGUGCGGGCUAUGCAUAAGCAGAUGUCGACCAUGCCGCCAAUUAAUACCGGAGUGCAACAACCUCCUGCAUAUGGGGUUAAUCAGAAGGACCGGUUGCCAGCAGAGUUGGAACAAACGACUCCUGUGGCAGAGUUAAUGGGGAGGGAGCGGUAG